CCUGAUAAAAAACAUUAAAUUACGAAAUUCUGAUCAUUAUUAAAUUUUUUCCCAUUACAGGUAGUUACAACGAAAUCGAAAUGAGUGGCGUCAAGUUAACAAAAGACGUUUUCGGUGAAAUAAAAGAUUCCAAAACAAGGCAAAUAAAAACAGUAUCAAGAUUCACGUGGACUAAUGCUAAUAAGGUCAGUGUUCAAGUCAUUAACUACGGAGGAUAUAUUACUUCAAUCAAGGUUCCUGACAAAAAUGGCAAAAUCGACGAUAUAACUAUUGGUUUUAAAGAUAUAGAAAGUUAUCUUAAGCCCGAGAACAGAUAUUUUGGUGCUACAAUAGGAAGAGUAGCAAAUAGGAUUGGAAAAGCAAAGAUGGAAAUAGAUGGCAUUGUGUAUGGUCUGGCCGCUAAUAAUGGAGAAAACCACCUACAUGGUGGAGUAGUGGGAUUUGAUAAGGUUAUCUGGGAUGCUACUAUGAAAGGCACGAAACUUACCCUAAGUUAUCACUCGGCUGAUCUUGAAGAAAACUACCCAGGUGACUUGAUUACUAACGUUACUUUCGAACUAACCAAUGAGAGCGAAUUUAUUAUCGACUACAAAGCCGUAACCACGAAAAUCUGCCCUGUGAAUAUGACCAAUCAUUCUUAUUUCAAUCUUGCCGGAAAUGGUACAGGUGCUGAAGAGUUAUACAAGCAUAUUGUUUGCAUUAAUGCUGACAAAAUUACCGAGGUUGUGGAAGCAAUACCAACAGGAAAAUUAACAAGCGUCUUGGGUACAGCCUUUGAUCUGCGAGUACCUACUGAACUAGGACAAGUAAUUAACAAAGUACCAAAUGCUCCAGGAUUCGAUCAUAAUUUCUGCAUUUCUAAAGGAUCCAAACAAGAUAAUGCUUUCCUAGCCAGUGUCUACCAUCCGGGUAGUGAAAGAGUUAUGGAAGUUUAUAGUAACCAGCCAGGUGUGCAGUUUUAUACUGGUAACUUCCUUCCUAAAGAAGAUGUUUUAAAAGGAAAAGAUGGCUUUAUUAAAAAACAUGGAGCGUUGUGUUUGGAAACUCAGAAAUAUCCUGAUUCUGUUCAUCAUGACAAUUUUCCUACCACCAUCAUAUAUCCAGGAGAGCAGUACCACCAUUCCGUAAUUUUCAAGUUUUUUGUUAAAACUUAAUUUGCUUCUGUAUAUCCAUCUGUAUAUUUUAAAUAAAAAUAUCCAAUAAAUAUUG
This is a messenger RNA of Psylliodes chrysocephalus, 1209 nucleotides long. The record is from the annotation of a GenBank genome assembly. NCBI's taxonomy places the organism in Eukaryota, Metazoa, Arthropoda, Insecta, Coleoptera, Chrysomelidae.